This is a messenger RNA of Phytophthora sojae, 240 nucleotides long. RefSeq lists its product as hypothetical. The transcript is spliced from 2 exons. The annotation marks the transcript as partial. The record is from RefSeq and is a predicted model, not a curated record. NCBI's taxonomy places the organism in Eukaryota, Oomycota, Peronosporomycetes, Peronosporales, Peronosporaceae.
CACAUCAAGACCAACUACUUUCUCUGGAAGAAAGAGCAGGAUAGACAGGGAAACGGGCAACCACUAACGGGUGAGAUCAGCGUGGGUGACAAGUGUCUCGCUACAUGCAGCAUGUUGCUGGACUGUGGAGUCACCACGGUCUACGUGUCGAAGCGUUGGGUCGAGGAGCACCAGCUUCAGACAACCAAGUUCAGCGACAAGAACAUUCGCGUGAAGCUUGGAGACAACCAAAUCGUGUAA